Molecule: messenger RNA, 5130 nt
Organism: Sorex araneus (European shrew)
Lineage: Eukaryota; Metazoa; Chordata; Mammalia; Eulipotyphla; Soricidae
Gene: OTULIN
Product: OTU deubiquitinase with linear linkage specificity
Exons: 8
Coding region: 246-1142 (298 amino acids)
Biological process (GO): protein linear deubiquitination
Molecular function (GO): cysteine-type deubiquitinase activity
Source: RefSeq, a predicted model, not a curated record
CGGGCGCCCCAGCGGGAGGCGGCCGAGGCGGCCCAUGAGUCAGGACGACAUGCCGCAGCCCGGAGCGUGGCGGGGCGCCGAGGCCGAGGCCGCGUCUCCGGGCCCCGAGGGCGCGGGGCUGGGCCCGCCCGAGCCGUGCUGCUUCUCAUCAGAGUUGAGUUCUGCCCUACCCAGGAUUGAGCAGAAACAUUUGCACCUGAAAUAUAAAGCAUCACAAAGCUGAGAUAUUUUUGAGGGAGGAGGACAUGUAUCGUGAUGCGGAUGAAAUAGAAAAGGAGAAAGAAUUACUAAUACAGGAAAGGGGGUCAUCAGAUCUCAGGUUGAGUAUCGCUCCUGAAAUGGAUAUCAUGGACUACUGCAAAAAAGAAUGGAGGGGAAAUACAGAUAAAGCAACAUGUAUGAAAAAGGGCUACGAGGAGGUGUCUCAAAAAUUCACCUCCAUCCGGCGAGUCCGAGGAGACAAUUACUGUGCGCUGAGGGCCACACUCUUCCAAGCCAUGAGCCACCCUUCGGAGCCGCCCACGUGGCUGCAGGACCCGGAGCUCACGCUGUUACCAGAAAGACUCCUCAGCAAAUACAGCUGGAUCAAGCAGUGGAAACUUGGACUGAAAUUGGAAGGGGAGAGCGAGGACCUGGUUGAUAAAAUCAAGGAGUCCCUCUCUCUGCUAAAGAAGAAGUGGACAAGCUUGGCUGAACUGAGUGCUGUGGAAGCAAGGCAGACAGCUUGUGAUGAACUGUUCACGAACGAAGUAGAGGAAUAUAAACUGUAUGAAGCUUUAAAAUUCCUAAUGCUCAACAGAGCCAUUGAACUCUUUGAGGACAGAGAGAAGGGAAAGGAAGUGCCAUUUUUCUCUGUGCUUCUGUUUGCUCGGGAUACGUCAAACAACCCUGAACAGCUGCUGAGGAACCAUCUGAACCACGUGGGUCACACUGGAGGCCUUGAACAGGUGGAAAUGUUCCUUCUCGCCUACGCUGUGCACCACAGCAUCCAGGUGUACCGCCUGUCCAAGCACAACACCGAGGAGUUUGUCACCGUCUAUCCCACGGACCCGCCCGAGGACUGGCCCACCGUGACCCUGAUUGCUGAGGACGAUCGGCACUACAACAUCCCUGUCAGAGUGUGCGAGGAGACGAGUCUGUGAGCGCCACCUGGAAGGUUCCGUGGCCAGCUGUGAUACUGAGCUUGCAGCACUCGGCGGCUCGAUGCAGUAGGAUGUGGGGGCUCCAGGUGCAUCUGAUGCAAGGUGCAGACUGCAGCUUCUCCAUGAAAUAAAUAGUUUUGUACCUGAGGAGAUUCACUUUGGGAAGGAGUACGUUCUUUAUAUCCGGGGUCUCUGCUGGCCACCUGUGCAGCUGGGAGUCCUGUCCACUUCUGCCUCUGACCAUACUCUUCUUCGCAGUGCAUCGGGCUGUAGCCGUGUCUGAGCUGCUGGGCGUGGAGGGGCCUGGGGUGCCCUGGUCCCCACCCCCCAGUUCCUGGAGUCAGGAGGAGCUGAGAUGUGGCUACUUGCAGAUAUCUUUCAGGCACUCUACAGAGGGGAGAGGUAGCCGACUACAUCCCCAGGGACGGCCACGUUCCUGUCACCAGAGGGCACGCCUCACUGCAGGAGCUCUUGCUUCUUGCCUCAAGUGUGGGCGAGCAUCUGGCCGUGCCACAGCUGCUGGCGAUCGGAGUUAGGCUGAGGGAGGAGCAUUUUGCUAGGAGCAUUCCUGCCUGGUACAGGCUAGGGUGGUCAUAGGGGUUGGGGCAUGGAGUGGUGCGUCCGUGGGGUUUGGAAUGUGGCCAUUUAUCUGCUUCUGCAUUGAUCCUGACAACCAGACGUCAGGGCUGGGGUGGUCUCACAUCUGGCGGCAGAGAGACCCUCGGAUUCCAAGCUUUAUUUGAUAGUAAUUCAAGUCUUUCCUGGUGCAAGUUCAAGUCAUUCAUAAGGUCUCUUACCUCUUUGUUUGGGGAAGGGCAUGCCUUUUUCCUUUAUAGAGUAAGUUUUGCUUUCACUGAAAUACUAAAAUUCUUACUUGAGAAAACUCAGGAAGCACCAAACUAUGCAAACUGUUUCAUGAGUGUUUUUUCCAGGCCCUCAUCUCUCACAGUCACAUCCUGUCCGUGUGGAGGCAUUGGCGAGCCUUCGUGUUCUUCACUGUGAGAUGCAGUGGUGCCUCACUCGGGAGGUGCCUUGAAGCCAAACUAAAGGAAUAGUAAUGAUGUCAUUUUAGUGCAGGUAACAUUGAGUGUUUGUUCUAGUGCUCAUUGUGGCGGUGACUAGACAUGCUUACCAUUUCUCCUGGGAACUCUGUAAAGCACAACUUUGAAUGUAUGGGUUGAUUGUCUGAGGCCGUGGAAGUCUGUCCUUCGGAGAGCCUUGGGGUCUGUUCGUCUCUGCUGUUGGAUUUAGCAGCAUUCAUGAUUCCGAUCAUCUUUGCCUUUUGAAAAUGUCUUAAUCUUAGUGAACAGAAAUUCUGGACAACUUGCCUGUUUACAUUUCACACGUUUUUCCUCUUCCUCUGUAAAAUAUUGUUAGAGUUUGCAGAAAUUGUGGUCAUGGGCACCGUGUUAUAAAGAUCUGAAAGGAUGCACUUUCAGCUACUUCUCAGGUCUUGUUCGGCUCCUCUCUCAGACUCGCUUGAACAGAGCAGUGUACCCGAAGUCAAGCUUUCACAGAAAUAGUGCUCUGGGAAGUCCAGGGGACCAAGUCUUCCACAGGCCGUUUCUGGUUGCAAAUUGCAAUUUCAGUUUCCCUCCAUCUGAAUUGCACCCGCCAUUCCAGUUCUUGGUCCGACAGCGGCAGAGAGAAGUGAACUGAACCCUAACUGGGUUCAGGAGGAUUGAGGAGGACGGCUCGGGAGGAUCUUGAAGGAGGAUGGUCAGGAAGGCGGAUCAGGGGAUGGGUCCGGAGGGUGGGUCAGGCAGAUGGCCUCCCAAGAGCGAGCUCUAAGUGAGCAGCUAGCCUGGAGCUGGUUCCUUGCUUUCAGCACUGUGGGACCCAGGGCCCUGCGAGAGUCGCUCUCCGUGAAGCAGACGGAACUUCCUUCUCCCUCCUCUUUCCUGGGCAGGAUAUUUCAGCCUCACAGAACCCACCUGGAAGGAAGGACUUGCCCGCCCCCAAGAAGUCCCUUGUGACAGGCUGGUGGAAUGAGCACUCCUCCUUGAGAGCCUUUCCCCUCCCCUGCUCGACCCGUCAGCACGUUCAGCCUCUGCUGACUGUUCUCCCAGUGUGGCCGAGUGUGGGGCAGCUGCAAACCAGAGGCAGCACACACAGAGCCUCCCUGCACACCCGAGUCAGUGGGGUUAUCUGCAGGGCGGCACUUCCUGGGCGCAGCCGCCCUGAGAAGGUGUCCUUGUGCACCCAGCAGGGCAGACUCGGGAGCCCAUUCCCACGUCAUGGCCUUCGCUCUCCAGCGCUGCUGAUUUUGCCUUCCCGUCCCUUCAGGCCUUUUCUUUCCGAGCCCUGGGCACAGCAGUCCAAUCUUAGGCCGCUGCGGCACGCCUUCGUGGGGUUUCAGGGGCUCUGGGUUUUCUGUUGAGUGUUUCAGCUGUGUUAUUCCCCCCACCGACCCCUCACCCCAUGGUGCUGGUUUACCUGAAAAACUGUAGUCUGCUGCUCAGAUACUUGAAAGCUCUUCCUGACCUCUUUCCCACCUGCUUCCAGCCUCGUUUCCUUCCUGUGGUUCCCCUGCCCACCGGUUGACUCCCUGGUUUCGUGCCAUGCGCUCCCCGCCCUUAUCAGUUAUCACAGGUGGUCUCCUGGGAGUGUCAUGGUGGCCCUCUGAGGGCCCUGUGGUGCCGUGGAAAAUGGCUCAUCUGGAUGCUGCUUGUGAGGUGCUGUGUGCCCUGGGAUGAACCAUCGUUCUCCUGUACCAUCAGACACUGGCGCGCUCCCACUUCCAAGCUGUGGGAGUGGCCGUCGGUCUCUGCCUUCAGAGUAGUUUGCAGGUGCUCCCGUCUGUAGAAUACCAGAAAGUGAUUCGGGAUCUGACCCUUUGGGGAGUCGUGUAAGUGUAUGUAAAGUUAAACGCCUUUUUAGGAAAGAUCAGGACUGCUUAACGGUGAAAAGAAAGCCCCGGUGCCUGGCGUGACUCUGAAACGUGGGCGGGAGACAGCGGAUCCCCAUGUGGUGCCGUCCACGCAGGCCACGGUGUCAGGUGCUGUACCAAGCCACCCCCGGAGUGCUGGGAAGCGAACAACAGCACUGCAUUUAGGGGAGAAGUGCUGCUGCGAAACAGAAUGGCACCGGUGGCCGCCUGGCCGCCUCCUGGGUCCCAGAGGAUGCAAGUCGGAGGGAGUGGAAGCGCUUGGCGGACAUGAUUCCACAAACGCCUUUUCUCAGGUUUCCGUCCCUCCGUCACAGAAGCCUGGUCUACACUGGCGCUCUGGGAAGGCUCCGGGUGAGCGUGUGUGUGACCAGCCCGGGCAACUCCUGUUAGAACUCGGGCCACAGAGCACAGAGCCCACCCGGGAGUGUGUCGGCCCUUGGUCCCAUGGGACAAAGGUGGCAGGUGGGGAAUAGUGUGCGUGGUGCAGUGCACUGAGAUAGAUCCCUGUGAGUGGGCAGGAGCCAGUGUGUGGCGGCAUCACUCGGGGUGGCCGCUGUGCUGGCACUAGGAGGUAUUCAUGGUGGUGGAACGUGUGAACCGUGGUGGUGUGCGUGCCCACACCAUGGCCACCGGCUGUUCCAGGGUGGCCUCUGCCCUGGCCCCUUCUCAAUUCUGGUUAGAAGGACAUCGCGGAAGCUGGACAUGGGCCCAGCGGCAGGGCAGCUCUCCCGGAAGCGGGGGGUGGUCUCACUGAUAAGGCACUUCCGAAGAGCCCUUUGCGCUUCACUGUAAGGGCUUCUGCGUGUUGAACCCAGCCCUCUCUCUGUCAGCAUUAAUGGUGCUAAAGUUCUGUUACCCCCCAGAAGCCUGACGGCGCCCGUCUCCUCUGCCUCAGUGCGCGAACAGAGCCAGAGUGGGCGCACCUCCGCAGCUCCUCCUUGGAAUGGCCUGCCUGCUCCCCCUGGGCUGCGGCUGCUCCCACCGUCUGCUGGGACUCUGUGAGCGCCCUGGGCAGCCUGCGCCCCUCCCCACCGCCCCCUCCCGCCCCCCCCCUGCAUUUUACAUGGGGGAUUGUAAAAUAACCCGAAAUAAACUGGA